Messenger RNA from Bicyclus anynana (squinting bush brown), 2202 nucleotides. RefSeq lists its product as uncharacterized. The record is from RefSeq and is a predicted model, not a curated record. The coding region runs from base 467 to 1606 and encodes 379 amino acids. The transcript has 6 exons. NCBI's taxonomy places the organism in Eukaryota, Metazoa, Arthropoda, Insecta, Lepidoptera, Nymphalidae.
UAUGGCCGAGUUAAGGUUUAUCUAACGCUUUUUUUUCGAUAGUGUUCUUUUAUCUAAAAAUAAGCUGCAUUCGAUUAGGUUACUUUUAUUGCUUGUUAUUUAUUUAUCUUUUUUUUAAUCUAUUUUCUGUUUUCAUCAGUUGGUAUGCGAUAACAAACUUUGUAGGUAGGAGCUAAUCUAUUACAGUGUUUGUGGAUGUGUGAAAUGAAAAGUGCGCUUGAUUUCAAUAGUUUUAUGUAGUCCGUGGUGACUAUUUACUAGGUACUUUUUUGCACCCAGCAAAGAUCAGGAAACAUGCAGCAUCAUCGGGUAUGAAGUAAUUAAUAGAGUGUGUCCAGCGAGGAAGCAAGUUUGACGUCAACGGACGCAAGUUGGACGUCAACAGAAGCAUAGAACGUCACCGUGGACGCAAGCUUACCUGGAUUUAUCAAUUGCUAUGUAGUAAACUGUUUUGUGCGCCUUGAAGAUGAAAUGGACACCAGGAGAGUUAUACCGAAAACUAAAAGACCGGUUUAAAGGUAGGAUGAAAAACUGCCAUUGGCCGGAGCUCAGUCUGUAUUGCGGGUGCUGUACGCUCUCCACUGGGAUAUACAUACGAUCCGUGGUUAUUAUUGCAGUGACCAUUGUAAUAAUAGGAAUAAACGCGUGGAUCCUCGAUUUUCUUCUGCACAUACGUCAGCAGGUGUACAACAAUGACAUGUCGGUUAUCGAAGAGAUCUGGGACACCCAAACUAAUUUGCAAACCAUUUACCGCAUAUACAACGCAUUAGUUGUAUACUAUAUUUUAUGGAUAAGCUACAAAGCUGUGUACAUACUGAUUGUUCUUUGGACAAUAUACGCUGUCUAUAGGAAACACACGAAGAUAAUAAAGAUACUGGUGUAUAUUAGCAUCCCAGGUUUGAUUCUAGACCUCAUUAUAUCUGUAGCUGGAUCUUGCGUUCUUGACUUGGAAGUAAAAAUCGUAUUAUUUAUAUGUAUUUUGUCCGAAGGAUAUAACGUCUUAGCAAUGCACAGUCAAUAUAAGAAAAUUACAGGAAAAUCAAGACUAGCUACAGAUAAUGGUAUAUCACAAUCAAAUACACAACAAUAUCCCAACAAUUGUAUAAAUCAAAAUGGAGACUUGAGAUUUAGACCUGGUUACAAUGCGCAUUGUAGAACUUGCACAUGCUAUGAAAUUGUGUAUGAAAAUCCACCAGAGUAUAGCAUAAAUGAAGUAAAUAAUACACAAACACCAGGAAUAGACCACAAUGUUGCUGUUAAUAACAACAACAACAAUAGUCCGAUAACAAUUGUCAAUAACAGACCAACAACUUCACAAGCAAUUCUGGAACUUCCCACAUCUGAUACAGAAGUUUUAACAAUGAACGAUGAAAUUGAAAUGCAAAUAAUAGAAAAUAGAGACUAUACAAAUGACACCGGUUUAAGUUUAAAUGCCAAUACAAGUAACGGCCAUGGAGUUAGACCAACAACGCUAAACAUAGGUCGUAGUAAUAGAGCAAAGGAUACAAAAAUAGAAUUAUCAGAUCAUCCAGUUAUUUAUGAUGAAAGUCAGUUAGAUGUUGGCACAAGUCCUGUUAUAGAAGACAGACUGUUGUGUAAUAAUUGAAGAAAAUAACAAACUAUAUAUAAAUACAGUUUGUAAAAAAAUAUUUUGAAUUUGUCAAAAUACAAAAAGAAAAAUCGAAACUGAAACAGAAAUUAAAAAGCAAUCUUCAGGAAUCAAAGUUUAGAAACCUGCUAACAAUUUGGAAAGUAUUUCAAUAUCAAUUCAUGAAAUUGAUUUCGUUUUAAAUGAAAGUAAAAUUUUGAACUAAUUUUGAUUUGUCAAAAUACAAUUUAAAGUAUGAACUAAACGAGAAUUUAAACAGAGAAAUUCUAAGUUUAAGAAACCAGUUGAAAUUUUAAAACUAGUGAAAGUGUUCUAAUAAAAUAGAAUAAUUAUUAUUUAUUGUAUGAAACCAUUAGCUUAGUUUUAGUGUAAGGAGAUUCAAGAAUGCAAUUAAACGACUAAAAAAAAUAAAACAAUUUAAUUUUACAUAGACGAUUUGAAAACAAACACCUGUUGUUGUUUGGGAAACAAGGAGGAAGGAGUGAAAACAAUGGACAUGGCUAAUUUAUUUAUGUAUAAUUUUAUACUUUGUUUACAUAGUGCACAAUUUAAUAGAUGUGUUUGACCUAUGAUCGAAUAAAUUAUCAAGUAAU